Messenger RNA from Perognathus longimembris pacificus (Pacific pocket mouse), 1331 nucleotides. RefSeq names its product ribonucleic acid export 1 (gene Rae1). Gene Ontology annotation, cellular component: nuclear pore. Gene Ontology annotation, molecular function: RNA binding; ubiquitin binding. The record is from RefSeq and is a predicted model, not a curated record. The transcript has 12 exons. Bases 162 to 1268 code for a protein of 368 amino acids. Gene Ontology annotation, biological process: transcription-dependent tethering of RNA polymerase II gene DNA at nuclear periphery; RNA export from nucleus. NCBI's taxonomy places the organism in Eukaryota, Metazoa, Chordata, Mammalia, Rodentia, Heteromyidae.
CAGCCGGAGCCCUCGCAGCUGCCCGCGCCCGGCGCCCCCUCGCCGCGCCCCUCGCUCCGUCCCCGCGCCGGGCGCCCUCCCGCCUGCGCCGGAGCAGCUUUGCGGGCGCCCCGCGCCCCGCCGCCGCCGGCCUCCCUCCGCGGGGCGCCCUCAGAGCCAAAAUGAGUCUGUUUGGCACCACCUCAGGGUUUGGGACUGGCGGGACCAGCAUGUUUGGCAGCGCAACCACAGAUAACCACAAUCCCAUGAAGGACAUUGAGGUGACGUCUUCUCCAGACGAUAGCAUCGGGUGUCUGUCCUUCAGCCCUCCCACCUUGCCGGGGAACUUCCUCAUUGCAGGCUCCUGGGCCAACGAUGUUCGCUGCUGGGAGGUUCAGGACAGCGGGCAGACCAUUCCAAAAGCGCAGCAGAUGCACACGGGGCCCGUGCUCGACGUCUGCUGGAGCGACGAUGGGAGCAAAGUAUUCACAGCAUCAUGUGACAAAGCAGCCAAGAUGUGGGACCUCAACAGUAACCAGGCCAUUCAAAUCGCUCAGCACGAUGCACCUGUUAAGACUAUUCAUUGGAUUAAAGCCCCAAACUACAGCUGUGUGAUGACUGGAAGCUGGGACAAGACCUUAAAGUUUUGGGAUACCCGCUCGUCCAACCCUAUGAUGGUCUUGCAGCUCCCCGAAAGGUGCUACUGCGCCGACGUGAUAUAUCCAAUGGCCGUGGUGGCCACUGCAGAGCGGGGCCUGAUUGUCUACCAGCUGGAAAACCAGCCUUCUGAGUUCAGGAGGAUAGAGUCUCCUCUCAAACACCAGCAUCGCUGUGUGGCUAUUUUUAAAGACAAACAGAAUAAGCCGACUGGGUUUGCCCUGGGAAGUAUCGAGGGGAGAGUGGCCAUUCACUACAUCAACCCCCCAAACCCGGCCAAAGAUAACUUCACCUUCAAAUGCCAUCGCUCCAAUGGAACCAACACCUCUGCUCCUCAGGACAUCUAUGCGGUGAACGGCAUCGCCUUCCAUCCUGUCCACGGCACUCUGGCUACCGUGGGGUCCGACGGUCGGUUCAGCUUCUGGGACAAGGACGCCCGGACAAAACUGAAGACCUCAGAGCAGCUGGACCAGCCCAUCUCGGCGUGCUGCUUCAACCACAACGGCAACAUAUUUGCUUACGCUUCCAGCUACGACUGGUCCAAGGGACACGAGUUCUAUAACCCCCAGAAGAAAAACUACAUUUUCUUGCGGAAUGCUGCUGAAGAGCUAAAGCCAAGGAAUAAGAAGUAGCGGGGGCUCUGGGCUCUGGAGGCGGCCUGCGCCGUGCAGGUCGGGGGCUGUGCGGCGGGGCCC